AACACGGCGAGGAAAAAGCAAGAUGGCGUCUGACGGCGAAGACGUUAUUGCAGUCGUCACAGUUCAGUGUUCUUAAUCUGUGCCUCCAUGUACACAUAUAUGUCCUUUAUUAGACUCUAGUAAAUAGAGUAAACAUCGUUAAUAACUGUUUGCAUCCGGUUAUAUUAGUCUGAGCGCACUUUGAUGCUUCUCGAGCUAGCUUAGCUUGCUAGUUAGCUUAGCUUGUUAGCUGCUAACAAAGAGAGGCGGAAGUGAUCAAAACACAUCGCUAAGCAGAGAUCAAGUGUGAGAGUAAAGUGUUGUGAUUGUGUGAAAAUGUGCGAAAGAACGAUAGCAGAGUACGAGGAGAAACUUUGUCCAACAAAAGAGGAGAAGAAGCGACAACAUCAAAAACCUCAAGUUGUGUUACACAGAACAGACGUUGAAGAAGAACCUCUACUCCAUGAGCAGGAGGAGAAACCACAGUCCCACCACAUACACAAGGAAGAAGAGGUACCACAUUCCCAACACAUUAAAGAGGCAAGAGAGGAGCCACAUCCCCCCCACAUUAAAGAGGAAGACAAGACGCCACAGACCCAUCGUGUUAAACUGACCCUUCACAUUAAAGGGCAAGCGGAGGACCCACUUAUCUUACACAUCAAAAAGGAAGAGGAGGACCCACUGACCCCUCACUUUAAGGAGCAAGAGAACCCGCUGACCCCUCACAUUAAAAAGGAAGAAGGGGACCCACUGACCCUCUACUUUAAAGAGAAAGAGGAGGACCAAGAGCUGCUGCACAUUAAAGAGGAAGAAGAGGAACACUGCAUCAGUCAGCCUAAAUGGUUGGUGGAGUUCCCAGUGACUGGUGUCCCUGUGAAGAGUGAAGAUGAUGAGGUCAAAGGUGAAAGUGAGGAGAGGGGAGGGGCGGAGCCUCCAAGCAGCAGCUCAACACAACACAUGACAACAGAAGCUGAUGGAGACCACUGUGGAGGAUCACAAGCAGACAAGCUCUUAGCUCCACUAUCAGAUAGUGAGGACACAACGUCACACUCUCCUGACACUGAUGAUGAAGACUCUAAAGAUGAUAAGACAUGUCACACUGACAACACUCACUUCACAUGUUCUCACUGUGACAAAACCUUUAAAUACCAUUGUCAUCUGAAAGUACACAUGAGAAAACACACUGGAGAAAAAACUUUUAUCUGUUCAAUAUGUGGUAAAGGUUUUGUUGAAAAUCGGGGUUUGAAAAAACACAUGAGAACACACAAUGGUGAAAAACCUUUUUCUUGUUCAAUCUGUGGUAAAGGUUUUGCACAAAGUCAACAUUUGAAAAGACACAUGAGAACACACACUGGAGAAAACCUUUUUACCUGUUCAAUCUGUGGUAAAGGUUUUGUUGAAAGUCUGGGUUUGAAAAAACACAUGAGAACACACACUGGUGAAAAACCUUUUUAUUGUUCAAUCUGUGGUAAAGGUUUUACUGCAAGUCAGAAUUUGAAAAGACACAAGAGAACACAUACUGGUGAAGAAUCAUAUUCCUGUUCAAUCUGCAACAGAAGCUUUUUUCAACGAUCAAACCUUGUCAGACACAUGAGAAAACACCUAGGAGAGAAAGUGUUGAGUUGCAGUGUGUGUGGUGAAAGAUUUUCUUCUAAGUACCAGUGUAAGAAACACAAGUGUGCUGGUGAGAACAGAAGCAGCAAAUGAAACUGCAGGAUUUGAAAUAAACUGUCAAGACUUUAAUUUUGACUUUCUAACAACAUCAGCACAUAUAACAUUUGUGACAUUGUUGUUUGUUUGACGAUCUUUUUAAAUGCUCCUACAUUUAUAGAUUAGAUGUUUUAUAUUAGUGCUUUUUUUCAGUCAAGUACAUCCAUUAAAAUGCAAUUGUGUACUUUUAUUUAAAAUGUAAUGGAAAAAAUUGACUGAAAAGGUGAGAGUAAACAGUACAACACAUUUUACAAACAUUUUUUUAAUGUGUAUAUAUAUUAAUACAAUUUUAUACUUAUUCAUAAUAGUGUUUUUUAUAGGUCUUUGAAAUAUUGAAGCAUUAUAUACAUAUUUAUUUUAAUUGUUAAUGAUCCCAUAUAUUAGCACCUUUAUAUGAUACACAUAUAAUAUACAAUGUAGAAAAGCGCUUUACAACAAGUGUAACCCAUUUAUCAUGUAUUAACAUUGUUUUGGCGUGGCGCAGUGGGAGAGUUGCCAUGCGCAACCCGAGGGUCCCUGGUUCAAAUCCCACCUAGUACCAACCUCGUCACGUCCGUUGUGUCCUGAGCAAAACACUUCACCCUUGCUCCUGAUGGGUGCUGGUUGGCGGCUUGCAUGGCAGCUCCCUCCAUCAGUGUGUGAAUGUGUGUGUGAAUGGGAAAAUGUGGAAGUAGUGUCAAAGCGCUUUGAGUACCUUGAAGGUAGAAAGGCGCUAUACAAGUACAACCCAUUUAUCAUUUAUCAUUUUGUACUGGUUAACAUCUGAAACAUUUUCUGGACCACUUUAGGAAGCAUAUUAUUAUUUACUAGGCUCUGGCAUAUAUCAGUAACGUAUCAUUUCUAACCAGCAAAUUCCCUGACAAAAUGAAAAUUGCAAAAGUCGUACCAAUUUAUAAGAAUGUAGACAUACACCAGUUUACUAUUACAGACUAGUUUCAUUUUUUCCACAAUUCUCCAAAAUCACGGAAACACUAUUCAAUAGCCCAAUAGAUAUAUUUAUCAACAAAAGUGGGACGCUCAUGUAGAACCAAUAUGGGUUCUGAGAAAAUAUCUCAACAUCGAUGGCAUUAAUCAAAAUAACAGAGGGAAUUACCAAUUCAAAAAUGGUAAGGAAUGCGCGGCCGCAGUAUUCAUGGCCUUAACAAAAGCAUUUGACACAAUUAAUCAUAAUAUUUUAAUACAAACAUUAUAACGAUAUAUGGCAUCAGAGGUUUGGUCUUGAACUGGGUAAGAAGCUAUUUAACCAACAGGAAGCAAUAUGUGAAGAUGGGUGAAAAUACGUCAGCACGGCUAGAUAUAUCUUGUGGUGUACCCCAGGGAUCAUCACUGGGACCAAGAUUGUUUAAUCUUUAUAUAAACGACAUUUGUAAAGUUACAAAGGACUUAAUGUUAGUUUUAUUUUCAGCCGACACAACUGCUUUCUGUUCAGCAGAGAGAACACACAGAAGAUAGUACAAAUAAUAACAGAAGAAAUGAACAAAUUAAAAAAAUGGUUUGACAAAAACAGACUAUCUUUGAAUCUCAGUAAAACUAAAAUAAAGCUAUUUGGUAACAGUAGAAAAGAGCAUCAUACAAAAAAAAAAUAGACGGAGUAGACAUUGAAAGGGUAAAAGAAACCAGAUUUUUGGGAGUAUUAAUAGAUGAUACAAUGAACUGAAAAUCUCAUAUUCAAAAUAUACAACAUAAGGUGGCAAAAAAAAUUUCAAUAAUGAAUAAAGAAAAAUACGACCUGGGCCAAAAAUAUCUUCAUAUUCUCUACUGCUCGCUAGUGUCACCAUAUCUGACUUAUUGUGCAGAAAUAUGGGGAAAUAACUACAAAUGUGCACUACACUCGAGAGAGAGAACAUACAAACCCUUUAUUUCUUAAGUCAAAAAUAUUUAAGUCCGAUUAUUUGGUAAAAUUGCAAACAACUAAAAUUAUGUACAAAGCAAAUUACAACUUCCUACCAAAGAACGUACAACAGUUCUUCCCAACUAAAGAAGAGAAAUAUAACCUGAGAGGAAAAUUUAAUUUAAAACAUGUGUAUGCACGUACAACACUUAAAACCAAUAGCAUAUCUGUAUGUGGAAUUAAAUUAUGGAAUGUAUUAAAUAAUGAAGUUAAACAUUGUACUGAUAUGAUCCAGUUUAAGAAGCUGUUUAAAUUAAUAGUGCUUACAAAGUACAAAGAAGAAGAAUUAUGGAAAAACCCUUUUAACCCUAUUCAAAAUUAGAUAUUCUUCAUCUCAGUGUGCUAAUAAUAACUGAAUUAAUUACUUAAGUAUUACAAAACUGUUGUAUUACCCAUUCACAGAUGUCAUUUUACUAUUUUACUAUAAAAAAGGUCAGUAAAUGAAUGUAUAUAUGUGUAAACGCUCUGAAGUGGUAAAGGGAUAGGAUUAAAUAAGCUUUGCUUCUUCCUACUCCUUUUCAGACAUGAUGUAAUGUGAAAUUAUAUGAAAUUGUCCGAUGUAUUAUCUUGUAAGUUUGUUCAUGUUCAAAAUAAACUAAAGAAAAGAAAGAAA
Messenger RNA from Nerophis ophidion (straightnose pipefish), 4193 nucleotides. RefSeq names its product zinc finger protein 771-like. Gene Ontology annotation, biological process: regulation of transcription by RNA polymerase II. Gene Ontology annotation, cellular component: nucleus. The record is from RefSeq and is a predicted model, not a curated record. The transcript is spliced from 2 exons. Lineage: Eukaryota; Metazoa; Chordata; Actinopteri; Syngnathiformes; Syngnathidae. Gene Ontology annotation, molecular function: RNA polymerase II transcription regulatory region sequence-specific DNA binding; DNA-binding transcription factor activity, RNA polymerase II-specific. Bases 316 to 1686 code for a protein of 456 amino acids.